CUUUGCUGAGGGUGAGUGAACGCGGGAGGAGGAGGAGGAGUGGGCCCGGGAAGGAGGGAGUGGACUCGCUCAGAGGAAGAGGAGUCGCCGGCCCUUCCUCUCAUAGUUUCAGCCAGAGGAGGGGGUGAGAGGCGACGUCAGAAGAAGUGAACUCCCGGGGAGAGCGGUGGUAGCGCUCCCAUCUCCCCCACACCGUGACCCGGCACACAGUCCCCGCACAAGAUGCUGCAGACUGCUUACGACUACUUCUGGUGGCACAGGCUCUGGCUUCCUGUGAACCUGACCUGGGCCGACCUUGAAGACCAGGAUGGUCGUGUAUACGCCAAAGCUUCUGACCUGUACAUCUCCCUCCCACUUGCUUUUCUCUUCCUUAUAGUACGGUACAUCUAUGAAAUUCAUGUGGCCACCCCGCUUGCCAAGGUACUGGGUGUUAAAGACAAGGUGAAGCUGCGAGCGGUGCAUAAUCCAGUGUUGGAGACAUUUUAUAAAAGCCGCUCUAAACAUCCCAAACAGGGUGACCUAGAGAGCAUGUCUAGGGCAAGUAAGUUUACAGUUCGCCAGGUGGAAAGAUGGUUUCGGCGGAGGAGAAACCAGGACAGGCCAAGUUUACAAAAGAAGUUCCGGGAAGCCAGUUGGAGGUUCGCCUACUAUCUUCUUGCAUUCAUUGGUGGGCUGGCAGUCCUUAUGGACAAACCCUGGUUUCAUGAUCUCCGAGAGGUUUGGAAAGAAUUUCCUAAACAGACUAUGCUGCCGUCCCAGUAUUGGUAUUAUAUGAUUUCACUGGGAUUCUACUGGUCUCUACUCUUCAGAGUGGCAUUUGACGUCAAGCGGAAGGACUUUCAAGAGCAGAUCAUACACCAUGUGGCCACUAUUGUACUGAUCAGCUUCUCGUGGUGUGCCAAUUACAUACGUGUGGGUACCUUGGUACUGAUCAUUCACGAUGCCUCUGACUUCUUGCUAGAGUCUGCAAAGAUGUUUAACUACGCCGGCUGGAAGGAGACCUGCAACAACUUGUUUGUAGUAUUUGCUUUAGUCUUCAUCAUCACAAGGAUUAUUAUCUUUCCGUUCUGGAUUCUUCAUUGUACCUGGGUGUACCCUCUGGAGAUUUACCCACCUUUCUUUGGUUAUUACUUUUUUAAUGUCAUGCUGUGGGUACUACAAUGUCUACACAUAUUCUGGGCUUACCUUAUCCUUGGCAUGGCCCAUAAAUUUCUUACAGGCAAGCUGGAGCAAGAUGACCGAAGUGACAAAGAUGAAACUGACAUUCCGGAUGAAGACGACGAGGAACCCACCAAGAAUGGGUCAGUGUCCAAUGGUCAUACAGUGCAGAAUAAUAACCACCACAAGGCAGACUGACCCUGGAAUAGACCUGUAGCUGCUUCAUCCUCCAAAUAGUACUGGCUCCUUACUUCACACUACUGAAACCUUGGCAACAUCUCAAAGACCUUCUCAAAAAGCUGUGGAGGGUGAUGACUGAAGCUUCUCCACAGGCUGUUUUUUUUUUUUUGUUUUUUUUUUUACCUUAAUAAAACAAUAAACUUAAUCUCUCUACAUCUCCCUCCCUACAAGAAUAUGAAGCCUUCAUAUCGAUUGACCUAUUAGCCAAAAGUGCCUGCUGCUUAUUGGACAGGAGAGGAGGUUUCUGCUCAUCUUCCGGUGUUGCAGACGCUUAUGUACGUUCCAGAGAUGACUUUUGUUUCUUUGCAUUUGAACUGGAGAACGAGAGUUGUAUGACCUGGAUAGGGGCGAUGAAGGCGCCCACCUGAUUGCAUUGGUCAUGCUGAGUUUUGAUACCCAGUUCCAUGGGUUGAACCACUGUCCAUUGGAUGUUCCCUGAUUUUAGUUUUGUAAGAACAAUGCGCUUCGUAACCUUAAGCACCUCAGACUCGUGAUUUGCCAUGUUGGACACAACUGUUAGACUGACGACAAUCAAUGUGAAUACUGCACGUCCUACUUGUUGGGUGAUCGCCAACCAUUGUCUGUAAUUCCUUGUCAUUGACUCUGUAAUUUCUCAAUAGAUGAUUUAAUAGAUGUAUUUAUUAUAGUAAUUUUGAUUAUGUAUUUUCCCAUGCGGAUAACUGGAUUCAGUCCAAUUCCACACUCAUGAUACAGAUGUUCUUUUUAAACCUUGAGGUAGAUCAUGCUUCCAUUACGUUUUACUAUUGGCCGGCCUUGUUACAGUGAGGGCGGCCAUCUUUCUUGUGAACUAAUAAACUGUAACGUAAUAAAUAUUUGUAUAGAAAAUAUCUUGGUGAUUGU
Molecule: messenger RNA, 2259 nt
Organism: Hyla sarda
Lineage: Eukaryota; Metazoa; Chordata; Amphibia; Anura; Hylidae
Gene: CERS2
Product: ceramide synthase 2
Exons: 11
Coding region: 223-1356 (377 amino acids)
Biological process (GO): ceramide biosynthetic process
Cellular component (GO): membrane
Molecular function (GO): sphingosine N-acyltransferase activity; DNA binding
Source: RefSeq, a predicted model, not a curated record